UAAGCGUUUAGUAAUUCAGCAAAUCGGACAUUUCCAAGCAAAGCAAACAUGGCAUAUAGCGAUAAAAUGGCAAGUUUUUGUUUUUGAAGAAAAAGAGAGACAACGGAGAGGGUUGAGGAAAAAUUACUUGGUGUUAAAUAAAUCCAAAGGAUAUUAUUCCUCCAACGAAGAAGGACAAAUCCUUCAGUGAAUGAAGAAGAAAUGAAGGUGGCCCUCAAGAAUUUCGCCUGUGACAUGAUGUUGGUCGGUCGCAAUGCACGACGUGAAAAUCUACUACACUAUGCCUGCCAACAUAAUCUCUAUUUUUUGAUAGGACCGUUUGUCAAGCAAGGUUAUGCCCUGUGUCAACAGGAUAUCGAAGGACAAACCGCUUUACAUGUGGCCAUCAUUAAAGGCCAUGACAAGUGUCUGGAGGAAUUUCUACGGCUUUUUGAGAGCUGUAAAUGCCUGCACGAAGAUCAUCCCCUAAAGAGAAAUAUUGUCCGUUUGUUUUUCAUCUAUAACCACAGAGGUUACACUGUACUGCACGAGGCUGUGCGUGGCGUGGGAAACAUUCCGCUGCCGUAUAUUAGAAAAAUGUUGGAAUUUGCCUUGGAAUCACAGCUGGAUUUUCUAGACAUGGAGAUUUUAGGUUCUGGCGAUACACUACUACAUUUGAUCGUGCAGCAUAAUCGCACAGAAUUGGCCCAAAUGGUGUGUCAACGAAUACCCGAACUAUUGAAGCAUCCAAAUUAUGCUGGUGAAGUGCCAACGGAUGUGGCGUGCAUAACACCGGAAAUGCAAAGGAUUUUAAAAACUGCAAUUUAUUCUAGUCGAAAUUAAUUUUAUUUGAUGUAGAGAGAAUUAUUUGACGUGUAGAGAAUUUGAAAUAGUAAAAUUGUUAAUAUCAUAAUAAACUGCAA
Messenger RNA from Musca domestica (house fly), 902 nucleotides. Its product is annotated as nuclear factor NF-kappa-B p110 subunit. The coding region runs from base 202 to 822 and encodes 206 amino acids. The record is from RefSeq and is a predicted model, not a curated record. The transcript is spliced from 2 exons. NCBI's taxonomy places the organism in Eukaryota, Metazoa, Arthropoda, Insecta, Diptera, Muscidae. Gene Ontology annotation, molecular function: protein binding.